UUUAAAUAUGUAAUUGUGCCAACUGGCAGGAAGAUACAGCGAUUUGUAAACAUGGCUGUUGAGGGGAACAGCGUGGCCCUACCGCAGUUUCUUAAGAAAAUAGAACUGAUAAAACAGGGUGCAGAAGCUCGUGUAUAUCGAGGGUCAUUUUUGGGCAAGCCAACCAUUGUAAAAGAAAGGUUUCCGAAAUUGUAUAGACACCCGUUAUUGGAUGAAAAACUCACACAUCGCAGAACCGUGCAAGAGGUGCGCUCAAUACUUCGCUGUCGAAAAGCUGGCAUAUCUGCACCAGUCGUCUACUUUGUAGACUACACCUCCCACUGCAUCUUCCUGGAAGACAUCGUCGGCUCCAUCACCGUACGAGACCACAUCGCCUCCACCCCGCUCUCCUCUGCCCAGAAAAUCCCAGAGGAACGCCUGGACCAGCUCGCUAAGAAGAUGGGUCAGAUUCUGGCCAAAAUGCACGAUGAGGACGUUGUCCAUGGAGACUUGACCACUUCCAACAUGCUGUUGAAGGCGGGCACUGAGAGCGGAGAGACGGAGCUGGUCCUCAUUGACUUUGGCCUGAGCUACAUAUCGGCGCUGCCCGAGGACAAGGGAGUGGAUAUGUACGUGCUGGAGAAAGCUUUCCUCAGCACCCACCCCAACACUGAGGCUCUGUUCGAGAAGCUGCUGAAGGCCUACGCAGCCUCAUCCAAGAAGUCCCACGCUGUCAUCAAAAAGCUUGACGAAGUUCGGUUGAGAGGGCGAAAGAGGUCGAUGGUCGGUUGAGAGGGAGAAAGAGGUCGAUGGUCGGUUGAGGGGGAGAAAGAGGUCGAUGGUCGGUUGAGGGGGAGAAAGAGGUCGGUUGAGGGGGAGAAAGAGGUCGGUUGAGGGGGAGAAAGAGGUCGGUUGAGGGGGAGAAAGAGGUCGGCUGAGAGGGAGAAAGAGGCCGUGGGUCGGGUGAGAAUAGAAAGGUCGAUGGUAGGUUGAGAGGGAGAAAGAGGUCGAUGGUCGGUUGAGGGGGAGAAAGAGGUCGAUGGUCGGUUGAGGGGGAGAAAGAGGUCGGUUGAGGGGGAGAAAGAGGUCGGUUGAGGGGGAGAAAG
This is a messenger RNA of Oncorhynchus mykiss (rainbow trout), 1085 nucleotides long. Its product is annotated as EKC/KEOPS complex subunit TP53RK. Gene Ontology annotation, cellular component: EKC/KEOPS complex; nucleus; cytosol. Gene Ontology annotation, molecular function: protein serine/threonine kinase activity; ATP binding. Gene Ontology annotation, biological process: protein phosphorylation. The record is from RefSeq and is a predicted model, not a curated record. NCBI's taxonomy places the organism in Eukaryota, Metazoa, Chordata, Actinopteri, Salmoniformes, Salmonidae.